Molecule: messenger RNA, 546 nt
Organism: Dendroctonus ponderosae (mountain pine beetle)
Lineage: Eukaryota; Metazoa; Arthropoda; Insecta; Coleoptera; Curculionidae
Product: H2.0-like homeobox protein
Biological process (GO): regulation of DNA-templated transcription
Molecular function (GO): sequence-specific DNA binding; DNA-binding transcription factor activity, RNA polymerase II-specific
Source: RefSeq, a predicted model, not a curated record
GGACCACCUAAAUCGACUCGCCUAAUAUUCCGCCUCAAUUAGUGUCUGUUUGUCGGCGCUGAAGUUCGUGUGUGGCCUGGUGCGCGUUCAACACUUAGCUACUGUGUGUUUUGUUUGCCGAGAAGAGAUCAUGCCAUCGCUGGACCGAUUCCGUUUUCUGCUCACGGAUUUAUUAUGAUAUGUAUGCCAAGAUGGAGAUCCACAAUACCAAUUCGAUGAUGAGAAACAUUGAUCGGGAGCCAAUCAAGCUAAAAUUUGGCAUCGAUCGGCUACUCUCGAAUGACAAUGAGGAUCAAGAGGAUGAGGAGAAAAACGUUUCGAGUAAAAGCCUUCCCAUCUCCAAGCCACUGGCUCAGAUGGCAGUUCCUUGCUCAGGCUGCGUAUCAUCCUUAUUUAGAUGCUGCAGCAGAUUGAAUUCUGCUGGUGGGUGCCAAUCAGAUAUGCUGUCUGGAAUACCGGGUUUCUUCAGCAGCCAUUCUUACAAUGUCUCACGCAACGAUUCUGUAUAUAGCAUGCAACCUAUUAAGCCAUUCGCCACCCGACCAA